Molecule: messenger RNA, 4161 nt
Organism: Solenopsis invicta (red fire ant)
Lineage: Eukaryota; Metazoa; Arthropoda; Insecta; Hymenoptera; Formicidae
Gene: Rho1
Product: ras-like GTP-binding protein Rho1
Exons: 6
Coding region: 747-1388 (213 amino acids)
Biological process (GO): cell migration; small GTPase-mediated signal transduction
Molecular function (GO): GTPase activity; GTP binding
Source: RefSeq, a predicted model, not a curated record
AUAUCUUAAAUUAAACGCGCGACCGGAGUGGUGCGAGGGUGCGUGGUGCGUCGUGCGUGCGGGUGUCGCGAGCGUGUCCGGACGCGUCGGAGAGAUCCCGCCGGGACGUCGGACCGGGUACGGUGCUAAAAGAGGGAAAAAAAGGAGCCUCCUCCUCCGUGAGCCGAGUGAGGGCGAGAGAGAGAGAGAGCGAGAGAGCGAGACAGAAGAUAAGUAGAAACAGAAAGAGAGAGAGAGAGAGAGAGAAAGAGAGAGAACGGGUCGCGCGAGGAGGCUUCGACGAGGGAGUGCCAUGCGUCGCGAAUCUUGUCCGCUCUGAACACGGCUCGGCUCUACACUCCCGUCGUACGUACUCGCGUCGUUCGUGCGCGACUCGCGCUCAGUCUACGUCCACGUCGUCAUCGUUAUCUUCGUCGCCACCGCUGCCGCGGAGCCGAGCGGCGCGAUCCGUGCGACGGAUCUCUUGGAAUGCUCUCGGGCUCUACCUGACACUACGUGGCCGAUUAGUCCACACAGAGGGUGUAAUGAGUGACAAGCGCGAUUGAAAGGAUCACACACCCACCCCCCUCCUCCUCCGAGGUAGCAAUGUUCUCGUCCUCGUAGGAGAGGCGCUCGGCAACUGGAUUUAGGGGUCAUCAGAGGUGACUGCUGCAUGUCUUCUGGCGCCGAUCCGCGUGCUCGUCCUCGUGGAUCUCUAUGUUUCGGAGAAAUACACGAAAGGAGACGCUGAAAGAAAGACUAAAAACAUGGGAUGCAACGUGGGCCGAUGCCUCGGUCCACGCAAUACGAGGUACCCUGGAUCAGGAUUCAUGGCAGCCAUUAGGAAGAAGUUAGUUAUUGUGGGUGACGGUGCUUGUGGUAAAACAUGUCUACUCAUAGUGUUCAGCAAAGACCAGUUUCCUGAGGUGUACGUGCCCACAGUAUUCGAGAACUAUGUCGCCGAUAUCGAGGUGGACGGCAAACAGGUGGAGCUGGCUCUUUGGGACACAGCUGGACAAGAAGACUACGACAGGUUGCGUCCGUUGUCAUAUCCAGACACGGAUGUUAUUCUAAUGUGCUUCUCCAUCGACAGUCCCGAUUCCUUGGAGAACAUUCCCGAGAAGUGGACACCGGAGGUGAAGCACUUCUGCCCGAACGUGCCCAUUAUCCUUGUGGGAAACAAAAAAGACUUGCGCAAUGAUCCUAACACCAUCAAGGAGCUAAGCAAGAUGAAACAAGAGCCAGUUAAGCCCGAGGAAGGUAGGGCUAUGGCUGAGAAAAUCAACGCUUUCGCCUAUCUUGAGUGUUCCGCCAAGAGCAAGGAAGGUGUAAGGGAAGUUUUCGAAACGGCGACCCGAGCUGCAUUACAAGUAAAGAAGAAGAAGAGAGGAAGAUGUAGGCUUCUUUAAAGUGUUACGAUAUAAUGUCUUAUCUACAAAAAUAUACUGUUUUAACAGCAAGACAUCCGGAAUUUUUCAUUCCUGCGCACCAAUUACCGCGCCUGACUCGUAUUUGCCGCUUUAUUAGAAUCUUUACUUUGUCUUUAAUUAUUUUACUAAAACGAGUCUACAGCAGCAAAAAAUUAGUAAAAAAAGGGAAAGCGUCGCAGAUACAUAUAUAUCUAAUAAUGUUGUAUACCAUCAUCAAUCGAAAUCAGAAGGACUUGAAUACUAAGCAAAUUCGAUACAAGUAUACUUAUAAUUGUACGGAAUAUUAUUAUACAUAUAUAUUAUAAUGACUAUUUUGAUUGUGUAUUUUUUAACAGUAAUGAAUUGUGCUUCGAGUUUAAAACAAAAGAAUUGAUUGUCAUACCAACUAUCUUAUGGAACACGAUUAUCCUUAUCAUUGUAGUAAUUAUUAUUAUUACUAUUAUUGCUAUUUCUCAUUAUUAAUAUUAUAAUUAUUAUAUGCAUUCUACAUCUUUGUUUUUUUAUCGUAGUGUCUUUAUUUUGGUAAUAAACAAAAUAAAAGAAAAAUUUUGAGCGAGUUGGGAGAGAAUAUCAAUAAGAAACAUGUGAAACAAGCGUAACAAUUGCGAAAUGCAGUCAAAGAGUAAUAUAAGAACUCAGCGAAACAGUUCAAAAGAACUUUGAACUUCUUGCAUCUCGCCUUUUUUAUUAAAAAUUGUCGCUACAAUUUUGCGACUUUUAAACGAAAAAAAAAAUUAAUGGACAUUUAUUGCAUUCUAAACGCGCGUAGGUAGACCAGCAAAUCAUUUGGAUCUUUAAGAUACCAAUUAGAUUAAAUGUGUGUAUUAUUAUAUUUUAUUAUUAUUAUAUUAUCUUAUAAUUAUUGUAUUAUGAUGAUACUAACAUAAUGGAGAUUAUAACAGCGGCUACAUUUAUAUUUAUGUAUUUCGGGUAACGCGUUCUUUGUGUCCGACCAAGCCGCCACUAGACUUGCGGUUUGCGCUUUUUUAUACGCACACAUACGCCAUCGAUAUCUUUAGCGUAUGAUGUACUAAACUCGGAGAUUAUCGUCGUCGCCUGUAUCUCGCGCACAGCGACACGCGUACGUCUUCGCUUUGAUUUUACCGUGUGUGCCACAAUUGUAGAGCCGAGCUGCUUCGCAAAAUUUACACCAAUAUUUGACCUAUUUGUUUCCGCCAUAAGUUCUUCCUGUUUCGCUUGUGCUAUUCUUACUACGCCAAGAUGAAAAAGAGAAAGGAUGAUGCUAACUCGUCUUCUUUUGUAGAUCCGUCUAAUCUGUAAGAACUUUUGUAAUGAAAUUGUGUCUUCACCAAAGGUGUUGAAUUAACGGUCGCGUAACGCGGUGCGCCUCCCACGGCCGUUAAUUCAACGGGGCUCGACUGCGGAAUUGUGUUCACUAAGUUCUCUCUUCGUUUCUCGAAACUAUUUAGCGAGUAGUAGAUCUUGUUAUUACACGCAGUACGCUUUUACGGGACUUCUCAAAGCCGCCUGAAGGAAAAGGAAGCUUAGCGACACAACUUAAGAUACUUCUGCCAUGAGCGAACGCGCGCACGACGGAUUCGAAGAAAGUAAAGAAAAAAGAAAGACUGAGGGAGAGAAAGGGAGGGAGGGAAAGAGAGUAAAAGAGAUAGCGAUAGAAAGGGAGAUGUAUAUUAAGCAAUUAAGUGUGCCUGAGUUAAUGAGUGCUUUGGGAAACACGUGUCGAAUACACGCUCCGCUCCUUUGUGCAGGUCGCGCGCCGCUGCGAAGCUCGAAAGUGUUCUUUUUAUAAUGAGUUUCGUGGAUAUAUACCGUUAUAUAUAUAUAAAUAUAUAGAUAUAUAUAGAUAUACAUAAUUAUAUAAUAUUGUAUCAAUUACGCACCCGAGAUAUUGUAUAUACAUACAUGAUAUAAACUUUAUCAUUCUCGCGUAUUACGAUAAACGUACGCGCGUCGAUCGAGAUUCGAGUACCGUUUUCCAGAGCACACACACAAACACACAUUUACACAUACAACACAUAAAUACUUCCGUCGCAUGAUAUGAUUAGAAAAAAGAUAGAGAGCAAUAAGCAAAAAUUAACGGGUUUGAUUGUCUAGAAAGACUUGGGCCUUCUGAUAUUAACAUGGAAUUGAUCAACGUGUAUUCGAUAUGAAUAAGCCGUCCUUUUCGACGAGCUGAUGCCGAAUAAAGAGAAAACGCAUAUAUCUUGUAUGUUCGCACAAAUACAUACACACACAGGCACACGAAUGAGAAGUACUUUUUCCUAAAAGGCUCCGUAAACCUCGAGUUUUAUCGACAAACGCGAUCUUAUAUAAUCGCCGUAAGCUAAUUUAUCUUUUUCACAAGUAGACGAGAUAUUUUGAGACUCGUGUUUAACUGGUUUGUACGCGAAGAACAAAAAGAAAAUUAAGAAAAAUAGAAGUAUCGGCAGUUUUUUCCGAUGUGUGUGUGUGAAUAAAUCCGAUUUUUACGAUCAGGAAAAACAUUAAGGGAUCGUCGAUCUUGACAUCCGAAAUCUUUCUACCGGGCUCACACAAAACCCUUUUCUGCAAAACUACUAAUUAGCUUUUGUAUGUAAGACUGUAUGAUUAACCUAUGAACGCUAUGAUAACAAAUUGUAACUAACAAUAAACAUUUCUUAUGACGAUAUAUUCGGUCGUACUCAUGGAUGCGGCACCUGUUGCGAGAGAAUUAUACUUGCGUUGGAAUAUUUUCUUUUAUUUAACAUGAUACUCAAUUAUUCGUAUGUCAUAAAUGAUUGUUAUAAUUAGU